AUGUUUUGCUGUGGAAGGAAUGGGAAUUAGCAGGCUUAGAGGAAUAGAAUGACAAGAUUCCGUUUUUCAGCCGAAGAGGUUCAAGAAUUGCAUCGAAGAUUUUAAAGAAUGACUAAUGGAUCUAAUUUUUUAACAAAAAAUCAAUUUAGAGACAACAUGGGACUACUUGGUCUUGAAACAGUUCAAGUGUUGAGUGAUUGUUUAUUUUAAAUUAUUGAUGAAGAUCAGGAUGGUAAAAUUUAGUUUAAUGAAUUUCUUGCUUAUUUCGAUAAAAUCACAUAUGGUUCUCAGGAUGAAAAGGCUGAGAUAUCAUACAAAUUAAUCGAUUAAAAUAGAAAAGGAUAUUUCACAUUAAGAGAUUUCUAAUAGACAAUGCAAGCUUUGAUUGAUUCUUGGGUCGUUAUGACGGGAACUGCGAUAACAAAUGAGAUAAGAGAUCACUUAGAAAAAAGAGUUGCCUACAUAUUCACCUAAAUGGACAAGAAUAAUGAUGAGAAAGUCUCAUUUAAUGAAUACAAAGGAAUUUUGGCUAGCGAUCCAUCCCUACUCGACAUAUUCGAAUUCUUAAGGAAAGGGAUAACUAUAUCUAUUAAAGAAGCAACAUUAAAAUAAGAUUAGAUAGUUCUGAGUGAGUUUUAUUUAAUCAAGGAUUAAGCAGUAGACUUAUUUGAAUUGAUGAUAGGAUUGAAGCCAAAUAGAUAUUCGACAACUUUAUAAGCAAAGCCAAAUUUAAUUUCCAGUUUAAUGUUUUGUUAGAAGAAAAUGAGACAAAAUACAACUAGUUAGUUUGGAAUCCAGUAUUUGAUGGGGGAAGAGAUCGAUGCCUUAUCAUUGAGGAUGUCAAGCACUUUAAAUGUGAAUAAGAACCGUCAACAAGGAGCAAUUUAGACCAGUCAAAUUAUAUGUGCCACUAGUUAGAUUGGUCCAUUCAUACAUAGAGGAGAUCAGGAAAUUCCUAUCAAAAUAGAUUAUAAUUUGUAAUCAAAAGAAAGUGAGGAAACCUUGGAUCCAGAAUUGACUGAUGGAUUAGAGAAGAUUAAUUAUAUGGCAGAAGACUAAAUAAGAGAUAAUUAUAAAGAAGCAUUAAUUAAGAUUCACGAAUUAAAAUAGCAAACUUAACAAUCUUUGGAUAGAUUAGAAAAAAUGUAUUAGAAGAAAUUGGAAGAAUUCAAUGUCAAAAAGAAGAAAGAUUUAGAAAUAGCUGAAAAAAGAAGAGCUACAAUAGCUAACAUAAAUAAAAAGAGAAAAACAGCUUUGUCUGUAUAAUUUGGACAUUAGAAUUGGAAUCUAGUAUUAAAUAUGAUGAUUGGAAUUUAAAUGGCAGUGAAGUCAGUAAAUGCCUUAAGUGAUUACGAAGUUACAUUAAAAGACUUUAAAUUAAAGUACUAUUUUGAACUCAUGCCAAAGAGAACUGGUAAUGAAAAGGCAACUUUUAAAGUUUGUAAAUUCUUUGAUUACGCUCCUUAAGUGUUUAAUCACAUUAGAAAAAUGUUCUUUAUAGAUAAUGACAAUUAUUUGAGUAGCAUAGGGCCUGAAACACUAUUAUCAAGUAUCUUAAAAGGAGAUCUAAGUACACUAUCUGAAUUAACAUCUACUGGUAAAAGUGGGAGCUUCUUCUAUUAUUCUUAAGAUGGCAUAUAUACAUUGAAAACAAUUUCAAAAACAGAGUUCACUUUUAUGAGACAUAUCUUAUAUAAUUAUUUCAAACAUCUUAAAGAUUAUAGGCAAUCCUUGAUAAUUAAGUUGUUUGGAAUGCAUAAAAUCAUUUUGGAUGAUAAAAAAAUACAUUUUAUCAUUAUGAGUAAUGUAUUCAAAACAUCCCACGAAAUUAAUUUGAGGUAUGACAUUAAGGGGAGUCUUCACUAAAGGAAAACUCCUAGCAAUGCUGAUUAUACUGUGGCAAGGAAGGAUUUAAAUUUUUUGGAAUCUCAUGAAAAAAUUAAUAUUAGGGUUGACAAAUAAAGUGAAUUACUCACUUAAUUAUGCAGAGAUGCUGAUUUUUUUGCCUAAAAUAAUAUUAUAGAUUAUAGUUUACUCUUGGGGAUUCAUGAAAUUAAUGUUCUUCAAAAUUCUUCCAGGACUGACUUACUCCAAGAUUAAGAAUCAGAAGACAUUUCCAUAAUACAAUCAAAAACUGGCGAUAAAAUUUAUUUCUUUGGAAUUAUUGAUAUAUUGACAAAUUUUAACACUAAAAAGAAGAUAGAGUACUGUUGUAAAAGAUGUUUUCAAGGCCCUGACAUUUCUGCGAUACCUCCUCAUCAAUAUGCUGAAAGAUUUAAGAGAUUUAUCACGAAUAUGUUUAGAAAUAAUGUCUGA
Molecule: messenger RNA, 2316 nt
Organism: Paramecium tetraurelia
Lineage: Eukaryota; Ciliophora; Oligohymenophorea; Peniculida; Parameciidae
Exons: 4
Biological process (GO): phosphatidylinositol metabolic process
Molecular function (GO): phosphatidylinositol kinase activity; calcium ion binding
Source: RefSeq, a predicted model, not a curated record